This is a messenger RNA of Cannabis sativa, 1066 nucleotides long. RefSeq names its product peroxiredoxin Q, chloroplastic. The transcript is spliced from 4 exons. Gene Ontology annotation, molecular function: thioredoxin peroxidase activity. The record is from RefSeq and is a predicted model, not a curated record. Gene Ontology annotation, biological process: cell redox homeostasis; cellular response to oxidative stress. NCBI's taxonomy places the organism in Eukaryota, Viridiplantae, Streptophyta, Magnoliopsida, Rosales, Cannabaceae. Gene Ontology annotation, cellular component: cytoplasm; chloroplast thylakoid membrane. Bases 254 to 895 code for a protein of 213 amino acids.
CUAGUCUUCUUAACUUAAUGAACCCAAAAAAAAAGGGCCAAACCCAAAAACAUGCAAGUGGAGAAGAGAGCAUAAGGGGUCAGAAAUCGUCCACAUAGAAAAGCCAAUCUUCUUCUUUUCUUCUUCUUCUCUUAUCUUCCUCCAAACAUAAUCUGAUUAAAAUCACCAACUACAAACAAACAACAAUAUCUUCAAAUCAUAACAAUUUAGAUAAAUUUCUUCUCUUUUCUCUCCUUCUCACAUACAUUCUCUAAUGGCUUCACUUUCUCUCCCUAAGCACUCACUCCCACCUGUGCUCCCUCCCCAAACUCGUAAAGACUUAUUUUCCCAAAACCUCAAAAUCUUCUCCAAAUCAUCUCACUCUCAGUUUUAUGGCACCAAGCUCUCCUAUUCUACAUCUACUACACUCCCACUUUCCUCUUCCACCAAGAAUGUCGUUUUCGCCAAGGUGAAAAAGGGUUCGACACCACCACCCUUUACCUUGAAAGAUCAGGAUGGAAAGAAUGUGAGCCUUUCCAAAUUCAAAGGGAAACCUGUGAUUGUCUAUUUUUACCCUGCUGAUGAGACUCCCGGCUGUACUAAACAGGCUUGUGCUUUCAGGGAUUCUUAUGAGAAGUUUAAGAAAGCUGGAGCAGCGGUAGUCGGUAUUAGUGGUGAUGAUGUAAACUCACACAAGGCGUUCGCAAAGAAAUAUAAACUUCCUUACACAUUACUAGCCGAUGAAGGUAACAAAGUGAGGAAAGAAUGGGGUGUGCCGGGGGAUCUGUUUGGAACAUUGCCUGGGAGAGAGACAUAUGUUCUUGACAAGAAUGGAGUUGUCCAACUCGUCUACAACAACCAGUUCCAACCUGAAAAGCAUAUCGAUGAGACUCUCAAAAUACUAAAAAGCAUUUGAAUGUAUCCUCUUGUUUAAUUUUGUAUCAUCUUUUCAGCUGUAAAUCGUUUUGCCAUUGAUGUAGACAAGUAUAUCAGUAUGUAUGAUUUAAACUUAUCGCAUCUAAAACUAGAGCUAUCAAUGUUUGAACCUUCUUUCAUAUGUGAAUAAAGGCAAUCAUUUUCUGUUCAA